AUGGGAUGGUUCUGGGCUGAUCAAAUUCCCGCUGCCGGGCAUAUGUCCAGCGGUCACCCGGCAGCCCUGACUGGCAUGGAGCCUCCUGCUAGCUGCCCGAUGCAUAAAAAGUCGCUUGAUAAGCUGAUUCCCGGCACCGAAGCGACGAAAUCUGCGCCUCCCCUCCCUUCCACGUCCGGCUGCCCCGUUCCCCAUGACCAGCGCGCCGCGGCCGUUGCUUCGGCCACGUCGAGACCAGCAGCAACCGCCUCGGAGCCCAAGUCGAUCCUGUCGCAGCUUAACCCUCUCAACUACAUGUUCUCCGACCUGUCACAGAAGCCGGCGCACAACCAGACGCACGCGCUGCCCACAUCACGCGAGGAGUCGACCAUUCCAAAGGGCGAUGGCCAUGGCACGUGGGAGUAUCCCUCCCCUCAGCAAAUGUACAAUGCGCUACUGCGCAAAGGCUACGCGGACACGGAUAUCACGGCUGUCGAGUCCAUGGUCUCUGUCCACAACUUCCUGAAUGAGGGCGCCUGGGCGGAAAUCGUCGGUUGGGAGCAGCGCUUCCACCGCGGUCUCUACAGGGGCUGGCAGCUGUGCAAGCGAGGCGAGGAGCACUUCGAAGAGGAGAUGGAUCGUAACUGGGACGGCAAGGAGCCCGAACCUAGUCUUAUCCGAUUCCAGGGCAGACCAAAAGACAUGACGCCCAAGGCGGCCAUGCUCCAGGUUCUGGGCUGGAUUUAUCCGUCCAAGUUUGGAACCGAGCCGCCUUUUGACCGACACGACUGGUAUAUCUCGCGCGAAGUCAACGGCGAGCAGAAGGAGAUUCGAUACGUCAUUGACUACUACUCUGACGAUGCGGACGAGAGCGACGAGCCAGUCUUCUACCUCGAUGUCCGUCCAGCGGCUACACCACAGGGAGCUGCCGAGAGGAUUAUCCGAUGGAGCAGCGACGUAUGGUGGAAGGCUAUCGGUGGUGAUGUGCGAGAGCAGAAUCCGCAACCAUUCUUCCGCCACAACUCUCCCAAGCCAUUUGGUUAA
Messenger RNA from Beauveria bassiana ARSEF 2860, 1023 nucleotides. Its product is annotated as cytochrome c/c1 heme lyase. The coding region runs from base 1 to 1023 and encodes 340 amino acids. The record is from RefSeq and is a predicted model, not a curated record. Gene Ontology annotation, biological process: cytochrome c-heme linkage. Gene Ontology annotation, molecular function: holocytochrome-c synthase activity. NCBI's taxonomy places the organism in Eukaryota, Fungi, Ascomycota, Sordariomycetes, Hypocreales, Cordycipitaceae. The transcript is spliced from 3 exons. Gene Ontology annotation, cellular component: mitochondrion.